UACGCACCGCCGUCCUGAGGCUUCCACUCCUUGCGCGCUCCUCCGUUCCUGCGCACGCGGGAAGCUUCUCUGUGAAGGCGUGCGCCCCCGCUCCCCGCAUCCACCCCGCCCCACUCCACUCCGGUCGACCAACGCGCGACGCAUCAGCUGGUGCCGGCGCCGGCGCCGGCAGUGGAAGCGCCACCACCGCCAGAGUUGCCGCCGCUUCUGCACCGCCCCCGCACCGGAGCCGGUCAUACUCGUGCGUCAACGCGCGCACCGCGUCGCACCCGCACCCGCACUCGCGCUCGCCCGCCGCGUUGCGGCCUCGCCACCGCAGCCGCCGCAGCCGCCGCAGCCGCCACCGCCGCCGCAUCCACCGCCCGCCCCGUCUCCCCUCCGCACCCCACGCCCCGCCUCGCCCGCGCUCGCCCGCGCUCGCCCGCGCUCGCCCGCGCUCGCGCUUGCGCUCGCCCGCCGCGCUGAGGUCUCUCCUCCACAGCCGCCGCUGCCGCUGCCGCUGCCGCUGCCGCCACUGCCGCCACCUAUGCGCCCCCGCGCCCGCACUUGCGAGCAAGCCGCGCCGCGCACGAGCACGCUGCGCUCACGCCAAGCCCGCGCCCGCGCGCCCGCGCCCGCCCGCCGCGAUGCUGCCGGCCUCCCCAUAGCCUCUGCCUCUGCCGCUGCCGCCACCUCUGCCGCUGCCGCUGCAUCUGCCGCCGCCGCCGCCGCCGCCGCUCGACACUCCUUCCCCCCGCUGCAUCCCUCAGGGAGACGGAAUGUCCGCCCAACUCGACAUUGAUGAGACGAGCUUCGUGUCGUCCUUCUUCAAUGACGCUUAUCCCAACUGGAGCGCCGAGCAGGUUGAGCAGGCAGCGGAGAGGACGCUGCGAGCAGUCAAGAACCUACGCGACCUUGGCAUCCUCAUCUCGGUCACCGAGGAGGCCGAAUUCGACAAGGAGGUGGGUGUCGACAACUUCAUCCGCGGCUUCCUCAUCACUUCCGAAGAGGUGUUGAAGCGAUGGGCGAGGGGUUUCUUCGACGACUGCAAGGGCAAGCAAGAUGCGAUCGGCAGCAUCGGUAUCCACGUCCACACGGCCGCGGCGGAGCGGACGCGCCUCCUUCUUCUCUCGCCACCCCCCGCUCUCCUCACCGAGGACGACGACGAGACGCUCCAGUCCACGCAGAAGGCGCAUGAGGCGCUCCAGCCGUACAAGGAGGCCCACGCUCGCCUCGACGCGCUCGAGUUCCGACUCGUCACCGUCGCUCUUCUCGCCAAGAACAUGACGCUCAAGCAGCUCGAAGACAAGAAGGAGGAGCUUUUGCGCGACUUUUUUGCCGUCGAGGACGACCACGAGAUGGCGUACACGAGUGAGGAGAAGCGGCGCAUUGUCUCGCACAUGCAUGCGAAGAUGGACGAGGUUGAGCCUGUCGCAUUUGACGCCAACCUCACCUCCGAGGCAGCGAUGCUUCGCGUCAUGAGACAGAUAGGCAGCGUCGAGAGCGCGAACGAGGUGCGCUGCAUGAUCGAGUCUUCCGACUCGUGUGUCGACUCAUGCGACGCCGAGCUGCUUCGCCUCGCUGCCGCCGGCGCAAAGUUCACACUCUUUCGCGACAGCGCCUUUGCCGACGCUGACCUCGCCCAGCACCUCUCCACCGGCAUCCUUCUCGUCCCGGCCUUCACCGGGAAGGCCCUUUCCGACGUCCUUCACGACGACCGCGUCCUCGGAGUCACGCAGGCGCUCGACGCGUUUCGAUCCUACCGACUUCGACUCUGGGGUGCCGCAUCGCUUGCCGAUUUCGACACCGACGCCGCCGACCGAUACGUCGUGCUGCAGCAGCAAUUCGGCGGCGGCGACGGAGUUGCUGGCGUUGGAGUCGCACUCUUCGAGAGCGCGGACGCUGUCUCGAGAAUCAUGAAAACGAUUAUCGACUACUACGAGGAUGCGGCUGGCUUGUUUCGCAUCGCCGGCAACGCCGACGCCCUCUCCAAGACCGACCUCAUCGCCUCCAUGGCGGACGCCGCCGCAGCACGCAACGACACCGCCGCCGUCGCCAAGUUUGAGGGCCGCUGCCUCUGCCCGCUCUCCGGCCACGGGUGCAACGCGGGCCCCUUCGAGGACAAGGACGUCGCGGCGCACGUCCCGCCCGGCGUCUUCUGCGCGUUCGUCGGCAGCAAGGUGCACCUUCCGCUCGCGCGCAAGCUGCAGGACGUGGUGGCGAAGAAGCAGGAGCUCAGCCUGCAGUUCCCAAACGCGCGCCAGUGCGGCCGCUGCUCGCACGGCCCUGCGCGCGAGGAGGAGCGCCGCCAGUGGAUGCAAGGGGUGGUCGUCCGGCGGCGGGCGGCCCGCGAGGCGUUUGUCCAGAUGUGA
Emiliania huxleyi CCMP1516 is the source of this 2351-nucleotide messenger RNA. RefSeq lists its product as hypothetical. The transcript is spliced from 3 exons. The coding region runs from base 759 to 2351 and encodes 530 amino acids. The record is from RefSeq and is a predicted model, not a curated record. Lineage: Eukaryota; Haptophyta; Isochrysidales; Noelaerhabdaceae.